UACACAGCCGACAAAGUGAUCACACAGUCAUUAUCAAGCUGCGGACAAGCGCGGAUCAAGUGAAGCCAAUCAAAUUGAGCAGCCGACCAAAGCAAAGGAGCAAACUAAAAACAGCUAUUCUAAAAUCCCCACAUCGACAACGAUUUAGAGUGCCUUGAUUUAAAAAAAAAAGUAAUAAUAAUAAACAUUUAUGCGCUUACCUAUGCAAAGCUGGGCUUGAAAUAGAAAACUGGAAAAAGUUAUUUUUCAAUUCGUGUAAAUUUUUCGGCGAAGUUCGCCAUAGCAAUGAUGCCGAGCAAAAACCGACGCUUCAUAUUCAACAUAGUUGGAUUAUGUCUAGUCAUACUGGGAAUAGGAAAUGUGUUAUUUGGUGAAAAUAUGUUGAACAAAUUCUUAGAAAAGGAAAUGAUUCUACGACCCGGUUCAAAAAUGUUCGAAUUAUGGAAAAAACCACCUAUGAAACUGACUUUAGAUUUUUACCUAUUUAAUUGGACAAAUCCACAAGAUUUUCAAAAUCGUGAUAUAAAACCAAAGUUCGAAGAACUGGGACCAUAUCGCUUCACCGAGGUGCCACACAAAGUCGAUAUCAAAUGGCACACACAAAAUGCAUCACUGACUUAUAAAAAACAAAGCAAAUAUUAUUUUGAUGCCGCGAACAGCAAGGGGCAACUGGAUGACAAUAUAGUGACACUCAACUCGUUGGCGGUGUCACUUGCAGCUAAAGCGAAACGCUGGAGUCCGUUACGUCGUCGCGUGAUCGAUAUUGCUUUAAAUGUCUAUAACGGUGAUAUUUCGAUAACGAAAUCAGUGAAUGAGUUACUAUUUGAGGGUUUUGAUGAUGUGCUUUUGAAUAUGGCCAACUAUUUGCCGACUUCACUCAUAGACGUGAAAGUGCCGUUCGACAAAUUCGGUUAUUGUUAUCCGCGUAAUUACAGCGCUGACGUUACAGGCAUAUACAAUAUACACACCGGCGCUGAUGAUAUGCGAAAAUUCGGACAAUUACACACCUGGAACUAUCGAGACACGACACGUGCAUACGCACCCGAAUGUGCUAAAGUCUACGGCUCGCCAGGCGAAUUCCAAACAUUAUAUCUACAGCCACACAAGCCGGUGAAUUUCUUUUUAUCGGAUGUCUGUCGUACAGUUGCAAUGGAUUAUGUGCAAACUACGGAAGUUGAGGGUGUUAAAGGUUUCCGAUAUGAGGGUGGCAAACGCAUGGUCGAUAAUGGCACAUUAUAUCCCGAAAAUGUGUGCCAUUGUAAUGGUGAGUGCGUGCCAUCCGGUCUAAUGAACAUAACAUCAUGUUGGUUUGGGUCACCUAUUUUUCUAUCCUACCCACACUUUCACGAUGCCGAUCCAUAUUAUCUCAGCGAAGUCGAUGGCUUAAAGCCCGACAAGCAAAAACACGAGCUGUACUUGGUGUUAGAGCCGAGAUCAGGGUUGAUGUUGGAGAUGUCGGCACGCUUACAAUCUAAUAUACUGGUUGAACCGGUUUCCGAUUUUAGAUUGUUCCGUGAUAAGCGACGCAUCUUCUUCCCGCUUUUUUGGUUCGAAGCUCGUACGCGCAUCUCACCACAGCUGUCGGAAGAGUUCAAAUUAUUACCGCGUGUGUUACUAGGUCUACAAGUAUUUGGCGUUAUCAGCAUAGUAAUUGGCGUGAUAAUGCUGGUUUGGUAUCCGAUUAAGUUGCACUUACAGAAUCGUCUUAUACAACAAAUAAAAAUCAACAAUUUAGACACACAAACCCAUCACAUUGUGGGCAAAGCCAUAUCAAUGCAACCGGAGAAUGCGCCACUGUUGGUGACAUCGGUGCAGGCGAAUGAAAAAAUAUUAGAAAGAGCCGAUACACAGCUGUCGGAAUUCAGUAUAGAAGCGAGCACGAGCUCAACAGAUCGCAGUUCAAUGCAAUCGACAACGAGCUCAACAUGAUUAGCUUUUAAUUGUAGCGGGUUCCUUAGUAGUUAUAAGCUUGUGUGGAAAAAACUUAGUUUUAGCAGCAGUUAAUAAGCAUUAUUUUAUAUAAAAUUGAAGUUUACUCAAUUACUUAGCUACACAUAUGUAUGUAUGUAUGUACAAGUAGGUAUGUAAAGGCGAUUUUAUACAAAAUAUUGUAGUGAUUAUUCAUUUAUGAAUGCCCUCAUUUUCAUAAACAUAGUUCUAUGUGCGUGACUUUGUGAAGCUUUACACAAAAUUAAGUAGGCAUGUAUUGUCUAGUUCUAGUUCUAGUUCUUUGGCAUUUUUAGUGGUUAGUUUACAAAAAAUCUACUCCAUAAUUUUAUAUGGCUUUUUGUAAUGAUUUUUUUUUUUUUGGUCUAGGUUAUUCUUUAUAUAUUUUAUAUUUUUAUAAACCAAAAAU
Bactrocera dorsalis (oriental fruit fly) is the source of this 2356-nucleotide messenger RNA. RefSeq names its product protein peste. Gene Ontology annotation, cellular component: cytoplasm; membrane. The record is from RefSeq and is a predicted model, not a curated record. Gene Ontology annotation, molecular function: scavenger receptor activity. Bases 286 to 1929 code for a protein of 547 amino acids. Lineage: Eukaryota; Metazoa; Arthropoda; Insecta; Diptera; Tephritidae. The transcript has 7 exons.